AUGGACGGUGCGGGCCCUCCUGGCAUUUCUCCGCCGGAGGGUGUGGAAUGGAGCAACCGCUGGGCUGAGCUGGAGAAUGGCUACGCCUGCUUGGAGCUCCACCGAGACAAGUUGCAGAAGGAGGUGGAGGAGCUUCGGAAGAGCUUGCACGCCAAGAUGCAGGCUCCGCCGGAGGGCUUAGAAGCCGAGCUGCGCAGCAAGAUUCUGGAGAUGCAAGAGGAGGCUGACUUGCGCUUGAGCGAGGAGGUGCGAAAAGAGGAGAAGAUCGCCAGGUUGGCCUCCGAGCUGGAGAGGCAGACCCUGCGGCUGGGGGAGAUGAGCCAAGCCAAGUUUCAGCUGGAGUACGAGAAGAGCAGGACCGAGUCGGAGGUUCUCCCACUGACUACUGCCAGGGAUCGACUGCAGCAGGAGAAGGAGGCGAAAGAGCAGAUCAUUCAUGACCUGCGCCAGGAGUUGGCUUCAGCGCGGGACGAGCAGGAGAAGCUCUUCCGCGAGAAGUUCGAUCUGGCCAGAGAGCUGAGGAGGGAGCUUGAGGCGGCCAAGUCAGAGGCGUCCUUCCAGCAGAAGCUGGCGACGGAGGCCACAGAGGCGCAGUUCCGGGAGCGGAAGCUCAAGGAGGACUUGGAGCGGAAGCUGAAGACCGCGCAGGAGGACGCCGCCCUGGAGCGCUCGGCCCUCGAGGAGAAAUGCCGGCUCCGACAAGAGCAGCUGGACCGCACCAACGAGUGCUGGAAGCAAACGCAGGCCGAGCUGAAUGACUCCGUGGAGGGCUUGCAGGCAGCCUGCCAGGCGACGGAAGGGGCGGCUGAAGAGCUCAAGUCGUUGAAGGCGGAACUGGAGGAGCAGCGGCGGCAGUACCAAGGUCUCAAGGCCGAGCACGAGGACUUCUUGCGGCGCCGGGUGCCGGGCGCGGAGACUGGAGAGCUGCCCACAGGCUUUGAGAGCAUCAGCGAGUUGGUUCGCAUUGCUCAUACCUCCCGAGAGGAGGCCCUGCAAGAGCGCGCAGCCAAAGAACACCUGCAGCAGGUGCUCCAAGACAUCGAGCGCGAGAUCCGGCAGCGGUACCCGGUGCUGAUGAGUCAAAACCAAGAGCUGCACGAGCUCCGGCGCCAGAAUGGUGAGCUCAGGGAGCAGAACAAAAUCAUCCUCCAGAAGGCUCGCGAGUAUGCGACAUACAAUCGCGACGCGGAGGCCAGAGCUCAGCGCUCCGAGCGGUCCCUGCGCAUGCUGGAGGGCCACGCGCAAGAUUUGACGAAGCAGCUGGCCGUGCUGCUUUACGAGAAGAACAGGCGAGAGAAUGCCAACCUCGCAGCAUCCAACCUCACCUUCUUCUCCUUGAGCAAGGAAGAGGAUGACAAAUGGCCUUUGAGCAACGUGGAGGAGGUGGUGGAGCAGAACGUAGCCCUGCGCAAGGCGCUGCGGCACCUGGAAGCCAAGUGCGAAGACGUGAGCAGCAAGGUCGAGCUGGAAGACCGAGAGCAGCAGUUCGAAGAAGAAUUGGAGAAGAAGAGCAAAGAGCUGAAGGAAUUGGUGUCCCAGUUGCAGGAGGUGCAGGACGCUUUGGAGGAGGCCACCCACGACAGGGACGCCGCGGUGAAGAAGGUGAAGACCCUGGAGGCGGGCAUCGUGCCGGGCAACGCCCCCACAAGCCGCGGCGAAGCUCCGCAAGACGACCGGGAGCUGCUGCGUGUGAAGCGAGAGCGGGAGGACCUGGCGGAGCGCUGCCAGGCGCUGCAAACUCAGCUCUCGGAGCUGCGCGCGGCCAAGGCCCAGGCGGAGAAGGAGGAGAGCGUGGGCCGAGCGCGCCUGGAGUACGAGCGCCAGCUGCGGCGGGACCUGGAGGAGUCCUCGAAGCAGCUGCAGCGGGAGAAGAAGGAGCUCACGGACCGGCUCAACCAGCAGUCCAAGUUGGCCGAAGAUCUGCGGGAGGAAAAGCGGCAUGAGGAGGCGAAGCUGCGUGGAACGCUGAGUGCCCUGAAGGAUGUCAAAGCAGCACAAGGCAAUGCUGAAAGCCUGCUCCAAGCUGAGGAGCUCAAGAUCCGGGAGCUGGAGAAGAGCCAGUCCUUGCUCCUGUCGGAAAAGCAAUUGCUAGAGCGAGAGGUCGCGAACCUUCAAUCCAGGAUGAGCCAGGAAAGGGAGAGCCUAAAGCAGGAGCUACAGGACGAUCAAUACAAGAAGCAGGAGCACCUUUUCUCGGCGAUGUCACGGAAGAGCGAAGAAGACUUUGCGCGGCUGCAGGCCACGCUACUGGCUGCUCGCGAUUCUGAGGCGCUCCAGGCCAAGAAACACGCGGAGGAGCAGCUGGCGAAGCUUGAGGCCAAACUGGCCCUGCUCGAGCGCCCACGUGCCAAGCUGGGUGACGUGGCUGCCGAGGCGUGCGAAGAUCCCGGUUGGAGAAGUCGGAGGAGGCUCUGA
Effrenium voratum is the source of this 2415-nucleotide messenger RNA. Lineage: Eukaryota; Dinophyceae; Suessiales; Symbiodiniaceae. The record is from the annotation of a GenBank genome assembly.